UAAAGGCGAGACAGCUGUGACGGAAAGAGGGGAGGACGGGCGGGACGUUUGAAUUGACAGAGGACCCCUCGAAGAACCAGAGUUACAGAAAUGAGUGAUCUUCGGGGGACCAGGGCCAGCUCCCCUCUGACACAAGAGAUCACAGCACUCCUGGCCAGAAUAAGAUCUAUGGAUUUGCCACCGUUAGACUGGGAUGAAAAGCCAACAGCAGAAGACGGGUAUAUUUUUGACGAUGCUGCCAUCGAUGAAAAUGUCCAGACUGUGCAUAAAAGUCUUCAGUUCCUUGAGAACAGCAGGAGGGUGGAGGAAGAGGAGGAUCAACUCCAGGAAAGCUGGGAAGAAAAGAGCCUCUUGUGCGAGGAAAAUACUCGGUGUGAAUCCCCGGUGCUGGGAUUUGCACAGACGACGUGGCAUCAACCCAGCACCCACAGCCCGGGGGCGGCAACGUCCAGGCACGAGGCUGGUUUCGGGGAGAAUCCGGCCCCCAUGGCCCAGGCCCCCAUUAGGAGCGCCGACGGUGACGUCCAGCAGGUCCCCCCAGGAGAGAAGCUCAAUCAGCAGCAGGAGGAACUUCAGUGGCUUCACCAUGAUUUCCAUCAAGUUCAGAAUUUGUGCUGGUCCAUCGAGAAGGAGCUGAGGCUCGAAAGGGAAAAAAACCUGGAGCUUAGGGAACACAACAUCUCGCUCCAACAGGAGAACGUCAAGCUCCAUCCUUAG
Pogona vitticeps (central bearded dragon) is the source of this 717-nucleotide messenger RNA. The record is from RefSeq and is a predicted model, not a curated record. Lineage: Eukaryota; Metazoa; Chordata; Lepidosauria; Squamata; Agamidae.